AUGAUUCAAACCCAAAGUACAGCGACCAAACGACACAACUCCAUCCAUAAAAACCUCUUUGAUCCAUCACUGUACCAAAUACCAGAACCUCCACGUGGUGUUUACCAACACCAGAAAAAAGAAUACGCUAGGGAAGCAUCUAGCAAUCACGUUUUGGGUCAAGAUUUUACCAGCAUAAAGGAAAAAUUUAUCCAGUUGUUUCCUCAUGGCAUACAAGGAUACUUGCCCGAUGUUGAUAUCAGGAUAAUUGUGAUAUGCUUUAUAUGGUACGUCACAUCUUCUGUUUCAAGCAACCUAUCCAAAACUAUUUUAAGAACUUUCAAUCAUCCAAUAGCACUCACCGAAUUACAAUUCCUUUUCAGUGCCAUUAUGUGUGUGGCAUUUGCUUCUAUCGUGAAUUUGUUUCGAACACCUCGAUUAAGGCAUACUGAGUUUUCAAAAGCAUUGAACAAUUUCCCUGAGGGAAUUCUUCCAGAAUACCUGAAUGGUGAUUUCCAGAAUUCUAUACUACGCAGGUUUCUCAUUCCUUCAAAACUAGUCUUUUUGACUACGUUUCCUAUGGGAAUAUUUCAAUUUAUUGGUCACAUUACGUCGCAUAAGGCAGUCUCGUUGAUACCAGUAUCAUUAGUACAUUCAGUAAAGGCACUAUCGCCGAUAAUGACCGUGGGAUACUAUAAAGUUUUUGAACAUCGCUACUACAAUCCCAUGACAUAUUAUACGCUAUUGCUUUUGGUUUUCGGCGUCAUGAUAACUUGCUGGUCAACCCACGGACGUAAGAGAGUCUCAGACAAAAACGGUAGCUUCAUAUUGAAUGGGUUAUUUUUCGCAUUUAUAUCCAUGGCGAUAUUUGUGUCACAGAAUAUCUUUGCUAAGAAUAUAUUGACCAUAAGGAGGAAGAUGACGCUUCUACCGUCUUCUUCGACUGAUGAUCUCACAUCGAACGAAAAACAGGUAGGUUCAAACAGAGUAAGAUAUUCACCACUACAAGUGGAUAAGAUAACCAUAUUAUUUUACUGCUCGUGCACAGGGUUUUUGUUGACGCUAGGACCUUUCUUGACGAACGAACUAGUUCAUGGUGGUUCUGUCAUCAACGACUUGACCAUGAAAACGGUGUGGCUUGUAGUGAUUCAUGGUAUAGCGCAUUUUUUUCAAGCCAUGCUUGCAUUUCAAUUGAUCGGAUCACUUUCUUCCGUCAAUUAUUCUGUAGCGAACAUCAUGAAGAGGAUCGUCGUCAUAUCCGUCGCAAUAUUUUGGGAGACAAAAGUGAAUUUCAUUCAGGUGUUUGGUGUGAUUUUAACAGUUGUUGGGUUGUACGGUUACGACAAAUGGGGGCUCUCCAAAAAGAAUGGACGCCAAGCAUAA
This is a messenger RNA of Saccharomyces eubayanus, 1362 nucleotides long. RefSeq names its product Sly41p (gene SLY41). Bases 1 to 1362 code for a protein of 453 amino acids. The transcript has a single exon. Lineage: Eukaryota; Fungi; Ascomycota; Saccharomycetes; Saccharomycetales; Saccharomycetaceae. The record is from RefSeq and is a predicted model, not a curated record. Gene Ontology annotation, cellular component: endoplasmic reticulum; membrane; Golgi apparatus. Gene Ontology annotation, biological process: phosphoenolpyruvate transmembrane import into Golgi lumen. Gene Ontology annotation, molecular function: phosphoenolpyruvate transmembrane transporter activity; antiporter activity.